CACGGAAUGUGCUGUGUUACCUUCUGGUGGACAAAAAUGUUUGCAAAAUGGCAGAGACAAACAUCUGCCACAGUGAUUGCAUUUGCCAUCAUCUUGAUGCUUACACGACCCUCUGUGUAUUGUCUAUCGAUACAAAAGCCAGCCUUCCAGAUCCUAGACUGUGACCCUAAUCAUCCCUUAGAGUUGGAAAGAUCUGUUGUGGCUCAUGAGGCUACUUGCAUAGGCAUCCCCAGAAAGAAUGAUGUCACGUGGUACUUGAAGUGGAGUGAGCCAUAUAUGAUGGACUUUGCUGAAGUUGGAUACUGCAGUCGCGUCUGCCAUUCUGACUGGGAAUUCGUUUCCAUUCAAAGACCGACGAAAACAACGAGUGUCAUUCGCAUCAAGGGCCGCGUGAGGAACCUCGGUCUGUCGGGUAUAUCUUGCAGAGACUACAACCGCAAGACUAAACAACAAAAAUUCUACAACUGCUCGAUAACCGUCAGACAGACAAUGGUACCUAAACUUGAAGGAGAAGGGAUCGACGAAGAAGGGACGACUUCACCAGAUGAUUUAUUCAAGAAAAGGGCAGCUAAAAUUCAAGAAAAAGGGAUCGACGAAGAAGGGACGAUUUCACCAGAUGAUUUAAUCAAGAAAGGGGCAGCUAAAAUGGAAGAGAAAGGGAUCGACCAAGAAGGGACGAUUUCACCAGAUGAUCUAUUGAAGAAAGAAAUCUACACGAAGAGGACCAAUGACUCAGGGGCACCAGAACUUGAAGAAGAAGGGGCCGACGAAGGAGGGACGACUUCAACAGAUGAUUUAUUGAAGAAAGCAUGGACACUACAGAAGACGGUUGGGGCGUCGGUGGUAAUCAGACCACAUGACAGCAACACUGAGGGGACUUGCAGCAUGGAUCCCUGUCGACUGAUGACUUCUAUGAGUACGAAGUGGAUCUUCUUCCUGAUGACUACCAUUCCAAAGUUACUUUGCACCUGAAUUAAUAUUUAGUCUGCAUUUGUAAAUACACAGUUUAUUAAAAGAAA
Pomacea canaliculata is the source of this 1019-nucleotide messenger RNA. RefSeq lists its product as uncharacterized. The record is from RefSeq and is a predicted model, not a curated record. The transcript has 8 exons. Bases 7 to 972 code for a protein of 321 amino acids. NCBI's taxonomy places the organism in Eukaryota, Metazoa, Mollusca, Gastropoda, Architaenioglossa, Ampullariidae.